Molecule: messenger RNA, 810 nt
Organism: Danaus chrysippus (African queen)
Lineage: Eukaryota; Metazoa; Arthropoda; Insecta; Lepidoptera; Nymphalidae
Source: the annotation of a GenBank genome assembly
AUGGGUGAGCUCGGUAACAAACUAGGUCUGGAUGAGCUCUCUGGGGGUGCAGCAGGAAUCAGCAAGGCUCUACUCGCUGAGUUCAUCGGUAACUUAUUGCUGAACUUAUUCGGAUGCGGCGCUUGUAUUAACAUAGCUCAGGGCUCGGAAGGAGUUCCUGACAUCGUACUUAUAGCCCUUGCAUUCGGAUUAGCGGUCUUCGCCAUUGUUUCCGCGAUAGGUCAUGUGUCUGGGGGACACGUGAACCCCGCUGUCACAGUAGGCAUGGCUGCCACAGGACGUGUUAAACCCGUACGAGCUGUGCUAUACAUAAUAGCUCAAUGCGCUGGCGCGGCCGCGGGGUCGGGGUUACUCAAAGCCUUCACCCCAGAAGCUGUCGCCGGCAAAUUGGGGGUCACAGCCCUUGGGAAGAACGUCACCCCACUACAAGGAUUCGGCAUUGAAUUCUUCCUAGGUUUCGUCCUCGUCUUCGUUGUAUUUGGGGUAUGCGAUCCUAACAAAUCGGACAGUAAGUCGACGGCGCCACUUGCCAUCGGUCUGACAGUAACCCUGGGUCACUUGCUGGCCGUGGACUACACCGGCUCAGCCAUGAACCCAGCACGUUCCUUCGGAUCAGCACUGGUUGCCAGCGACUGGGCCGAUCACUGGGUGUACUGGGCGGGUCCUAUAUGCGGUGGCGUCGCUGCCUCCUUGUUAUACUCACACGGACUAGCCGCGCCGCCCGAAGCUGCUCCUCCACGAUACAGACCAGUGGCCGGAGAUGAGAAAGAGCUCAAACGCCUGGAUGGCAAGGCGGAAGAUAUGGCCUGA